AGUGACUUUAUGUUCCAACUUUGAUCUAAGUGAUAUCACUUGCGACUGACUCGGACUUGAACUUGUUGAAAUGUCACUGGCAGUGGUUGUAUGUCUCAAUCCCGAGCUAUAACUAGUGCCAUGCUGCGAACUCUAAGGCAAAGAUCCCAGCUGGCCUUUUACGUUUCUCACUGGCAUGCCAACUGACUGGCAGUACCCACGACUCGCCGAUUCAUCGACUCGGACAUAUUCAUCUUCGACACCAGUUGUAUAAUGUCCUACUUACGCAUACAUGCAUACACGAUCAACAUGAACGCCAUAUCGAUUCUACGAAACACGUCUGUUGUGACCAAGAAAUGCUAUAUAGAAGUCGAAGAACCCCUUUAAUGGCUGAACGUGCAAGACGGUGGAUGGGAGAAAACCGAAGCGGAGGUCCGAACCUUGUCGCCAUAAAUAUGGGUGAUGAGAGUUUAGAGGGUAUAUAAUGAACCAAGAAGCAUAUACAAGCUCCUCAUUGUGUAUCAGAGUAACCGUACUCCUCAGCCCACCAGUAGGACGUUGAAAACAUGAAAGUUUUGGUCAUUGGAGCUUCUGGGUUCAUUGGACUUCCUGUGGCUCAGGCUUUGAGUCGAGCUGGUCACACAGUAUACGGUUUAACUCGUUCCCCCGUUAAGGCCAAGCAACUCGCAGCAGACGAAGUUAUCCCUAUCGUGGGCGAAGUUGCCAAGCCCGAACCAUGGAUUGGUCUUGUUGCCACUCUUGACGUUGUCAUCGAAGCUUUGGGUGGUACAGCAGAUUUACGAUCAGGCGCAAUAGCUUUGCUGGAGGCAGUUGGUGCCGUGGCGAAAAGCACCCGCCCAGCAUCCGCCCCCAAGUUGACUUACAUAUACACGUCGGGGUGUUGGGUUCAUGGCGAGAGUCUUCAUGACUUUGUUUCCGACACAACGCCCAUCACGAACCCCGUGAAGCUCGUAGCGUGGCGGCCGGAGGUAGAACAGCGAUUCCUCCAAGACCCUAUUGUCAAAGGGAUCGUCAUCCGUCCUGCACUGCUUUACGGCAAGUCAGGGUCUUUGCUUGCCUCCUUGUUCGAAGGAGCCUCCAAAGGAAAGGUCGAGUGGUACGGAAAGCCAGGAGGACGCUUCUGUCUCAUCCACCCUGAUGACUUGGCAGACAUAUAUGUCAGAACUGCUGAGAAGGCACAGAUUCUGGGGUCCAUCGCUAUCGAUGCUUCCAAUGAUUAUACGGAAUCUGUAGAUGAUGUCUUACAGAGGCUUGUUGAGGUCUCAGGGGCGGAGGGCCCUUAUGAAUUCGUUACGCCUUCGAAUUUGUUUGAGAGUGCUCUCGCUACAACAACACUUCUUCGUCCUUACCUCGCCAAGACACUUCUUGGCUGGCAGCAGAAAAAACCCGGUUUACUGGAAGGACUGCCCAUGUAUUAUGCUGCAUGGCAAGCUAGUCAAGAUGGACAGGAAAAGAAAGAUAAAUUAUUUGCCAAAGUAUGAAAGACUGUCAAACUGUACUAUAUCUAGCCAUCGAUAGUCCAAAUGAAAGAGUACUGAUACAUGAUAUGCAAUCACUCUUGACCGUCCGCUC
Serpula lacrymans var. lacrymans S7.9 is the source of this 1572-nucleotide messenger RNA. RefSeq lists its product as uncharacterized. Bases 546 to 1481 code for a protein of 311 amino acids. NCBI's taxonomy places the organism in Eukaryota, Fungi, Basidiomycota, Agaricomycetes, Boletales, Serpulaceae. The transcript is spliced from 4 exons. The record is from RefSeq and is a predicted model, not a curated record.